Tremella mesenterica DSM 1558 is the source of this 876-nucleotide messenger RNA. RefSeq lists its product as uncharacterized. Gene Ontology annotation, molecular function: fatty acid elongase activity. Gene Ontology annotation, cellular component: endoplasmic reticulum membrane. The record is from RefSeq and is a predicted model, not a curated record. The coding region runs from base 1 to 876 and encodes 291 amino acids. Lineage: Eukaryota; Fungi; Basidiomycota; Tremellomycetes; Tremellales; Tremellaceae. Gene Ontology annotation, biological process: fatty acid elongation, monounsaturated fatty acid; very long-chain fatty acid biosynthetic process; fatty acid elongation, saturated fatty acid. The transcript is spliced from 10 exons.
AUGCAGUCUUACGCCCAAAACGCCGCUGCGGAAAUAACUCAGCUCAAGGCAUGGACCCCAGGUCCAGGUCCCCUUUACACGACAUUGACCGGAACAUGGUCUCUCCUCGGUCUUCCCAAUCCCCCAGCCGAGUUGACGAGCUGGUUCAGUGGUCUCAGUCCUCUAAGCACUCAAAAGGCCGUCGUCGCUGCUAUAGGAUCAUAUCUGUUGAUCAUUUUCGGUGGAAGGGAGCUUAUGCGCUCUAGAGCGCCUUUCAAGCUCACUUUACCAUUCCAAGCACAUAAUCUCUUUCUCACCGUUGGAUCAUUGAUCCUGCUUUCUCUCAUGCUGGAGGAAAUCAUUCCUGUGUGGCUUCGACAUGGAUUCUUUUGGGCUAUAUGUAACCGUAAAGCUUACACACCUCGCCUCGUUUCGUACUACAUGGUCAACUACUAUAUCAAAUACAUAGAACUCAUCGACACGGUUUUCCUCGUUUUGAAGAAGAAACCCCUGGCUUUCCUCCACGUCUUUCACCAUGCUGCUACCGCAAUCCUCUGUUUCACCCAGCUGGAAGGCGAAACAUCGGUGCAAUGGGUCGUAAUCUCUCUGAAUCUUUCCGUUCACGUCGUCAUGUACUAUUACUACUUUGCGACUGCAGGCGGAGCGAAGAUCUGGUGGAAACGAUACCUCACCACGAUGCAGAUCGUCCAGUUUGUUAUCGACCUAUUCAUUGUCUUCUUCGCCACUUCCCAGCACUUUAGCUACAAAUACAACGUCCCAUGUAUUGGCGAGUGUGCAGGAAGCGAAGGUGCUGCACUGUUCGGCUGUGGCUUGCUGUCCAGCUACCUCUUGCUCUUCAUCGCAUUCUACCGCACCACAUACAAGAAAGCAAGGUAA